AUGGAGACCUUCUGCGAGACGGUGCAGUUUUACCUGAGGCACCUGGAGGACAGCGUGUACCCCGUGAUGACUGAGGACCAGUUUGCACUGAAGCUGUUCCCCAUGUAUCGCUACUUCGUGACGGUGUGGCUGCGGAACAACACCCCGGAGGUGAAGCUGGGGGUCAUCAAGUCCCUGAAGCCCAUGCUGAACCUCCUCCUGCCCAGGGAUGCCCUGCAGGACCAGGUGUACGACUCCAUCCCUCUGCUGCUGGCAGGGUACCAGGGCAGCCUGGAGGCGCUCUUUAUCACGCAGGUGAGGGGCCUGGGCUGGGGGGCUCAGGGUGGGGCUCCUGCCCGUGUGCCCGGCCGCAGGGCUGACCUCUCCACCCCCCUGCCCGCCCCUCCCCAGGUGUGCUCCAGGGCCCCCGCCCAGCAGCGGUUCAGCAGCGAGAACCUGGCGGAGAUCGUGCACUGCUUCAUAGCCCUUGAUGGAGAUGAGCAAGGAGGCCGUCCGCGUGGGGACCCUGGCCCUGAUCAGGACAGUGGUGAGCGCAGAUG
Messenger RNA from Rangifer tarandus platyrhynchus (Svalbard reindeer), 539 nucleotides. The record is from the annotation of a GenBank genome assembly. NCBI's taxonomy places the organism in Eukaryota, Metazoa, Chordata, Mammalia, Artiodactyla, Cervidae.